AUGGCUUCAGCUCACGAAGACGAGUACGACUACCUGUUCAAGAUCGUGCUCAUUGGCGACUCGGGCGUGGGCAAGUCGAACUUGCUGUCGCGCUUCACGCGCAACGAGUUCAACCUCGAGUCCAAGAGCACGAUCGGGGUCGAGUUUGCGACCAAGUCCAUUGUGGCAGAGGGCAAGACGAUCAAGGCGCAGAUUUGGGACACGGCGGGUCAGGAACGAUAUCGAGCGAUCACGAGCGCGUACUACCGUGGUGCAGUCGGUGCGCUGAUGGUCUACGACAUUACCAAGCACGGAACGUUUGAGAACGUCGAGCGCUGGCUAAAGGAACUGCGUGAUCACGCGGACGCCAACACUGUGAUAAUGCUCGUGGGCAACAAGAGCGAUCUGCGCGAUGCUCGGGCUGUAUCGACCGAAGAGGCCAUGGCGUUUGCCGAGAAGAAUAAUCUGGCGUUCAUUGAGACGUCGGCGUUGGAAGCGACGGGGGUGGAUACAGCUUUCCAGCGCAUUUUGACGGAGAUUUACAAGCUCAUGAGUCGCAAGACCAUGCAGGCAGAGGAGCAGGCGACAGUGAGUUUGCCUGCAGGCAACAGCAUUGCCAUUACGGCCGAGAACACGACCGAGAGUCAGAAGAAGAAAAAGAAGAGCGGAUGCUGCUAG
Molecule: messenger RNA, 657 nt
Organism: Hyaloperonospora brassicae
Lineage: Eukaryota; Oomycota; Peronosporomycetes; Peronosporales; Peronosporaceae
Source: the annotation of a GenBank genome assembly